Molecule: messenger RNA, 708 nt
Organism: Mucor mucedo
Lineage: Eukaryota; Fungi; Mucoromycota; Mucoromycetes; Mucorales; Mucoraceae
Exons: 2
Coding region: 207-698 (163 amino acids)
Source: RefSeq, a predicted model, not a curated record
UUUUCUUUUUAUUAUUUAUUUCUUGCCUGUUUUCCAAUUUCUGAUGCUGUCAAAUAAAACAAAAUUACCCAAACUUGGUUAUAACAUAUUUAACCUAAAUACAAAGUUGUCCCUGCUCACAUAUAAAAUAAACCGUUUCAAUUCUUUUCUCUCUCUUUUCUUACUUAUACACAACACUUCUAAAUACCUGUGAAAUAGUCGCUGAUAUGCUUAACCCGACUGUCAUUAGUCAACUCUCUUCUCCUCCACUGUCACCUCAGCAUGAACAAGUGGACUAUUAUCACAACAAUAAUAAAAGACUGAGUACAAGUAGUGCCAGUAGUAACGGAAGCAACGGAAGCAACAAUAAUGGCAAACCUCGAAGCCGUUUCUCCAACGUAGAAGAUGCAAUUAUAUGUGAAGGUGUUGCAAGAGGCUUGACAUGGGGUCAGAUUUCUGGUCAAUUGCCACAUCGAAAGCGUGCAACGUGUUUCAACCGAUACCGUACACUUCAAGGUAUCCGUAAAUCUCGUAAAAGAUCUAUGCCGGACAUGCGAUCUCCACCUAUUACCCCACCUAAUUCUUGGUUACCUUCACCCACCAAAGAAGCACGUCAUCAUCAUCGUCAUUCAUAUCAUUACCAUAGCAACCCCGUCUUGGUUGCUCCAUUACCAACAAGGCUUCCGUUACCUUUUUCAUAUGCAGACCGUAUCCAUUAAUUUAUUUAUA